CCGAGGCACACAGUGGCAGCGGGUGUCCAGUUGUGUCUGGAAGCUGGACACCCCCAGGCUUCAAAUCCUUGGUGGGAGAGAGGCACCAGGCGACUUCCAAACAGCCUCACCUCACUUCUGAGAUGGUGGACUACUACAAAGUCCUUGGACUGCAAAAAAACGCCUCCCAGGAUGACAUUAGGAAAUCCUACCGCAGGCUGGCACUGCAAUGGCAUCCUGAUAAGAAUCCCAGCAACAAGGAGGAAGCCGAAAAGAAAUUCAAAGCUGUCGCUGAGGCAUAUGAAGUUUUGUCAGACGCUCAGAAACGGUCACUCUAUGACAGGUCUGUUAAGGAGAGCAUUUCCCACAGAGCAAGAAGUCCCUCGAUGGGUCAUAACAGCUUUUUUGACGCCACUUAUGUAUUCCAAGACCCCAGUGAGAUCUCUAGGGAUUUCUUUGGAGGGAUGGAUCCCUUUGUGCAUGCUUUCUGGGACCCAUUUGACAACCUCAGGAAUGGUGAUGAAAACAAGCAGGGUCCAAGUGGAAGAGGAAGCUGCUCCAGUUUGUUUUCUGACUUCGUGCAGUCUUUCAUGCCAUUUAAUCCAUUCAGCCCCAGUGAGCAGCCCACCUUCUCCUUUGCUGAGGACAUGGCUGAGCCACACAGUUUCAGAUCAGUCUUGACCACUACUGAAGGGAUCAACGGCAAGAAGGUCAUAGAAUAUCCUGAGAAGCUAAACUGCAAACAGCUUUCCUAUGGCUGCUGCCAUAGGAAACACCCUAUGGAUAUAAGAUGA
Messenger RNA from Anas platyrhynchos (mallard), 773 nucleotides. The record is from RefSeq and is a predicted model, not a curated record. Lineage: Eukaryota; Metazoa; Chordata; Aves; Anseriformes; Anatidae.